Molecule: messenger RNA, 8021 nt
Organism: Mugil cephalus (flathead mullet)
Lineage: Eukaryota; Metazoa; Chordata; Actinopteri; Mugiliformes; Mugilidae
Gene: mphosph8
Product: M-phase phosphoprotein 8
Exons: 9
Coding region: 149-5680 (1843 amino acids)
Cellular component (GO): nucleus; cytoplasm
Molecular function (GO): protein binding
Source: RefSeq, a predicted model, not a curated record
GUACGCUCGGUAGUCUGCAGAGCUAGUGCAGUCAGUCGGUCGGUCUCUACCUCCAGGUACGCGCUAUCGAUGCCUUUGCGGCCUUUGCAAGCCCUGUACCCCAAAUAGAGACAUUUCUUUAGUCCACCGGGCACCGACCCCCGCAGUCAUGGCGGCCGAAGCCGGCAAGGUAGAGCCAGCGGACAGCGAGCAAGACGAAGGAGAAGAUGUGUACGAAGUGGAGAGGAUCAUAGACAUGAGGGUGGAAGAGGGUGAAGUGCUCUACAGAGUUCGCUGGAAGAAUUACUGCUCUGACGAUGAUACGUGGGAACCAGAGGCUCAUUUAGAGGACUGUCGCGAGGUCCUGCUGGCUUUUAAGAGAUCUCAGGCCGAAGCGAAGGCCAAGAAGGAGGCGGAAGCCGCCAAGAAGCCCGUGCCGAAAGUUUUGCCUACAAAGAGCGACGUGUUUGAUGCGGACUCGGAGAGCGACAGCGACAAAGACCGUCCGACCGAGGCGCCGCUCAAGAAGAAGAAAAAAAAGAAGGUCCGGGAAGAAGAACCGCCUCCGAAGGAGAAAAAGAAGAAGAAGAAAGAAAAGCGCAAGGAGGAGUUCAGGCCCGUACCGGCCCCAGAAACCGACGACGAAGAGGAGGACGAGAGAGUCCCGACGCCGCCCUCUCCUCCCAAGGAGAAAAAGACUGAAAUAAAAAAGCGUGUGGUCGACUCCGAGGAGGAGGACGAGGAGAGCGUUCCCUCCAAAAAACACAAGAAGGAAAAGGGAAAAGAGGUGGGAAAGCACAAAAAGGAAAAGGGAGAGGAAUGGAGGAAAAAGAAGACGAAGAAGGACCGGAAGUUUGAUUCCUCCGAAGACGAAGCUGCUGUUCCACUGGACGACGACAUGAGCGAAGUCCAGUCGGAGCCUCAAAUGGACGAUUCCGCGUCAACUGACGCUGUUACGAAGUCGACUGAAAAGACGGGUUUGGAGGACAAGUCCAAGCAAAAGAAGGGCAAGUGGGAAGUAAAGCUGCAGGGCAUUAAGGACCUUAUUCAUGACAAAAAGAGCAAAAAGACGGAUGUUACUCAGAAAGAAAGCAGCAGCCAGAAGGCGAAGAGCCAUACGUCCAAAAGCAAAGAGGACGCUGCACCACAGUCAGACUCCAGCGACAGCUCCACACUACAUAAGAAAUCAAAGAGCAAAGGGCAGGAGAGCACAACAGCAACGCCCAAAGUCGUCCCACCUUCCUCCACGUCCUCAUCGUCGUCCUCAUCCUCUGUCACGGCUGCUACCACUCCCAAGGUUAAGGAGGAGGAGUCCCCUAAAGAGGACAUAUUGGGACAGAAGGACGCAUCCGGCUCGACCAACUUGUUUGAAAAGUUCCUGUUGAACUGCGAGGCCAAGGAUCGAGCCCCUCGCAGGCCGGCGGCUCAUCAGCCCGUCCCCGAGAAGAGCAGCGGCGGCAAACCUGCAAAGCCUCCAGGGAAGCCUGAGAAAAAGUCGGCCAAAGAGUCUCCAGCUCAGAAACUGGAAUCAGAGAAGUCAGAGAGAAGCAAGACAUCGGAUGCCUCCAGACCCGGCCAGAGUUACGGCUUCAGCCUGGACAGCGAGGAGAGAGACGAAGACUCUACGGGAAAGCAGAAGCCCGGAGACGACACCAAGGAGCGGAGGGAGAAGCAGGAGGAGGCGCAGCGUCCUGCCUGGGAGAAGAGAACCCCGACUGACGACAAGAAGAGGAGGAGGGAGGACAGCGAGCCCAGACUCUUCAUGGCGUGCGACGACUCCCAGGACCCACCGGAGAGCACUGACAAAUCUGACAAAGGUCAAGCCACUUUAAGUCUGGGUAUGGACCUGAACCUGGACUGGAUGACUCUGGACGACUUUCAGAAACAUCUGAAUGGAGAGGACGAGAUCUUGUCAGGGCCACCUCUAUCACCAAGUGAGUUACGAGAUGCUGUGAAAAGUGGUGAUUACAUGGCUGUGAAGCUGGCACUUAAUUCCAAAGAGGACUACAAUCUGGACCAGGAGGCGUGUACUAUGGGUGAGAAGAGGUCAUAUGAAGGAGAGAGGAACUUGAUUGAAGAGAGAAGUUCGAGUGGUGCUCUUAGGUUGACUUCUAACAUUGACAGUGCAAGAAAUGAAGAGGCCACUCCAAAACAAAAGGAGAAUGUCCCACAAGAUUGUGACGAUCCAAAAAAUAGCGAUAAAAUGCCGAGCUCCCCUGCCAGUACUCAAACUGAGCAAGUCGCAGUGAGGAAAGGGGAAAAAAUCCAAGAAGGAAGGAAUGACACAUCCGAAUCCAAAAAUACAGGUUUUGAUUUCUCUGACGAGCGGGAAGAUAAUGGACAGGAAGACGAGAAAGAAGAAGACAAGAUGUCAGAUGAAACGAACUAUGAUUCAUCAAGUAAAAUGAGUUUGAACACUUAUUAUUCAGAUCAAACCUGUGAUGCAGUGAUGACAAAAGGCGAUGACGAAGGGAAACCGAAGGGCAAAGCUAAGAAACGCAGAUUCCCCAAGGAAGCAAACAAGUCAAGCGAUGAGGAAGAGGAUGUGGUGGACAGAAACUCAGAUGGUACAGGUCAAGUUCCACCUGAGCACUGCACUGACGACAUGGUCAAAACACGAUCACGUCAGCGCAGAAAAGUUAUGGAGAACAGACAACCAACUCGCUCAAGUCUCAGGACCUGUAAGAAAGUGCUUCCAACACCACCUAGUAAAACAGAUGAAGAAAAGAAAGAGCCAUGCAAAAAGCACUUCUGUUUAUAUUGCAAAAUGGCUUUCACUCAACUUGGGAAGCAUUUGGAAAGGAAACAUGCGGAGGAAACCGAUGUUGCCCAUGCAAUACACUUUCCUAAAGGUUCCAAAGUCAGACAGAGUUUGCUCGACCAAAUACGUAAUAAAGGAGAUUAUGAACAUAAUUGCCAAGUUCUCAAAAGUGGUGAGGGGGAAAUUGUGACCAAGAAACAGGUUAAGAAACCUGCCAUAUCUGUUCGUGAUUUCUUGCCUUGUCAGCACUGUUUUGCAUUUUAUCGCAAAGCUGAUUUGUGGAGACAUGAGCGAUCAUGUAAGGCCAGAAAGGGAGAUCAGAAAUCCUCUGAAAAACCCAAAAGGAACAGAUGUGACAGUCCUGCCUCCCGGCUGCUUCCAAUGUCAGAGUCUUUAACUGGAGGCUGCAAGGAAAUCAUACACAUAAUGCAUCAGGAUGACAUCUCUAAGCAUAUCAGAAAUGACCCACUUAUUUGUAAAUAUGGCAAUGCAUUGUCGGCCAAGUAUGACCAUGACAAGUCUCAGUUUGCUUAUAUUGCACAGAAGAUGAGGGAGUUGGGUAGAUUUGUGCUUGCCGUAAAUGAGCUUGACAAGAACAUAAAGUACUUGCAUGAAAUAUGUCUACCGUCUAGAUUUGAAUUAGCUGUCGAAGGGGUCAAAAAGGUUAGUGGGUUUGACCCCAGUUCCAGUAAGUUUAAAACGAUUUCCCUUGUCUCGAAGAUUGGCUACUCUUUGAAACGAGCUGCAGAGAUAGCAUUUGGAGAAAGUCGCAUGACAGAGGACAGUGAAACGGAAAGUGAAGUGAAAAAGUUCAUACAGCUUCUUGAUACAAAAUGGAGCGAGUGUUUUUCUCGCAAAACACUUGCAUUAUCUCUAAAGCAAGAAGUCAAGAAAGUGGAGGUGGACAAAUCAACUGUGACGGAAGAUUUGAUAAAACUGCACACGUUCAUCGCAAAAGAAGAAGAUGAAGCCAUGAAAGAGCUGAAAGAAAGUCCUACUUUGUCCACAUGGAAAAAGCUCAGCGAAGCCACAUUAGCAGAUGUGUGUCUGUUCAAUAGAGGAAGAGUAGGAAAUAUUGGUCGACUGCUCUUGCAAACGUACACUAACAAAAAGAGCAGGGGAACCUUUCUACCCUCUGCAGACCAAGUAAGGAAAAGCACAAAACUGGAGUUGGACCUUGGUUCCAGUUUCACCAGGUUAGAACUAGAAGGUCAGUAUGGAAGGAAUAUGCUGGUUCUACUAACGGAAAGGAUGGUUUUGUCUGUCGACUUGCUUGUUGAACACAGAGAACAAGCAGGUGUGGCAAAAACGAAUCCAUACCUUUUUGCAAGGACCGAAGGGCCGUCCUUCAUCAGGGGAUUGGAUUGUUUCCGAAGGGCUGCCAUGGAAUGUGGAGUUAAAAACCCGGAAGCGCUUCUGUCCUCGUCGUUACGAGAGCAAAUUGCCAGCUGCUGGCAACUAAUGAGCCUCAGUGAACAUGAAAUGGAUCAAGUGGCCAAGUUGCUUGGUAUGAGCAGCCAAGAUUGUUGCAAGCUUUCAAAAGAUGCAUCCCAACUGGAGGAAGUGAGCAAACAACUACUAAAGAUGGAUCGAACACUACCAAAUCCGUCAAGCACUGUCAAAGAUGGACCUGUACAGAAGUCUGCUCUAAAGAGAAGACCUUGGAGCGAAAAGGAGCAGACUGCAGUGAAGCGUUACUUGAGUGACUUCAUUACAAAGAUGAAGGUUCCAGGCAAAAAGGAGUGCAAUGCUUGCAUAGCUGCUGAACCAGAUCUCGGAGGGAGAUCUUGGACAGAUGUCAAAAACUAUGUACACAACACACUACAGACAGUGCGUAGAAGAAACAGCCAACACAAAUCAGAGGGCGACAUAAGUGUUUCAAGUCCAAAGAGUCCAAAAGCUGUAGAACAAACCACAAAGACACAUUUGGAAGACACCAGGGUUAUGUGUAACAUGACAACAGUGCAUCCAGAUCAUCUGACAGAAACUUCAAACUGUUUAAUGACAAUGUCGCCGCCACCACCAACACAUUUGAGAGACUCCUCACCAUUCGCCCAAGAAAUGGCUUCCAGUUUUGCGUCUUUGUGUUCCACUAGUGCAAACAUGGUCCAUUCAAACCAGCCACUGAUAUCUACAUUCACUCCACUGAAUGCGACUGAUACUCAAGUGGUCCCUACGUUUACUCCCCACAACACUACAAACGCACUUAUGCAUCCUCCAUACUCCUCUGAAAACAACAGAAUUCUUCCAAUGUCUCCGUCAUAUACGCAAAACGCCACAAGUAUGCCACCCCCUUCUAUUUAUGCACCACACGACACUACGGUUUCACCAAUGAUUCCUUCUUUUACCCCCCUCACACCAAGUACCUCAAUGGUUCCUACUUUCACGCAGUUAAAUACUGCACCAACUGCACAUAUGGUCCCCUCAUUCUCAACACUAAACGACAGAAGUAGACCUAUCAUUUCUUCGUUUGCUGCUCUGAACCAUUCAAGUGCACCCGUUUACCCCACAAGCGCCCCUACAACUGCACAGGUUGUCCCAACGAUCCAUGGACCCAGUGUUCCUGACAGAGCACCAAUGGGACAGGAAAGUGCACAUAUGUCUUCUGCGGGAACUCACGCCGCUCCUCCUGUCAAGCCUCAAAAGAGGAACAAGAGGCUUUGGAGUGAGGAGGAACAGGCAGCGGUGAGGCGUCAGCUCGGAGACUUCUGUAAGCUUGUGAAAGUGCCGGGCAAAAAGGAUUGCGACGCUUGUCUAGCUGCCGAACCCGCCCUGAACAGCAGAACGUGGAGGGAAGUCAAAUAUUUUGUACAUAACUCAAUUCAGUCACUGAAAAGAAGAGGUCACGUCGUCGCCUCCAAACCGAGUAGUGGAGGACAAGAACCAGAGACACACAAUUCAAACACUGAGUGGGAUGGUCCUGUUUAUCUGUCCCUGUAAAUAUUUGAAUGGACAUGCAAGAUGUUAAAUGUGCUUGAGGGCUGUGGCUGUGACCUCAAAUUGUAUGGGGCUUAAUACUUGUCGUGAAGUCGUGUACCGUCGGUGAACCUUGGUCUCAGACACCCAGAGAAACAGCCCUGCAUUUCUUCACGUUACAGAUCAAGAUCAAUCCUGGCCAAUCUAUUGGCUGCAUGAAUAUACACUAAAUUGGUGGAAUUUUAAUUAUGUACCGUAGCUUUUCUUCAGAACAUAUAUAUAUAUAUAUAAAUGUAACACUAGUUUGUGACACAGUCACAGGUUUGUGGUCCAGUUAAGAUGGAUCGACUUUUUGCCAACCAUAAUUGGCCAUUAUUUGUGGCAAGUAAACACAGUAUUACACACUCAUGCUACACAAUGUCCAACAUAAUAGCUGUGAAAAUCAUGAAGCCGGUGGCAGAAUUGUUUGGGACUCCCUAUCCACUACAAAACAGGGCAUUCCCCACCCUUUUCUGUGCACAGAUAGCGUCAGUGACCGUGCACUUUUAGAGAGAUUUUUACACGUCUUCAUUUCAAAACAUACUUCAGAACAGCUAUGUUUCUGCCUGUACUGUUUCCAGUAGCAUUUUUAUGUAUUUUGAUGACUGAAAAAAACAAAGAUACCAGCAUAUCUUUGCAGCGAAUCCCUCCAACAUGAUAGAUGCGAGUUGUGUUGCUUUGCAUCAUCCCUAAAUGCCUGGCCCAGGUGUGCUAUAUUCUUGCGUUAGCCAGUACGUAGCCUAUGUUGUAGAUAGCCUGCCGCAGUGACGCCAUAUCUUCCUCGCUGAUGCUAGAGAAUUAGGAGCUUUGCGUAUACCUCACGGAAAUAUAAAAACAUAUUUUUCUUUGAGGAACUUGAACUUGUCCGUUACUUUCUUUACUUGAUUUAUUUUUCUUUUGUAUUAAGCUGCCCAAAGGGUUGGUUGUAUUUUUGUAUCACUAUGUAGUAUAGUGACUUUGUAGAAACAUUUCAGUAGUAUUGUAUUUGAUGUACUCGAAUUUGGGUUAAAUACACUGCGUCGAUUUCAUCGGUAUUACUUCAUUUUUAAGCUUUUAUUUAAUGUAUAUGUAUACUCCAUAGCUUCUCACUGGAGUACGUAUAUACGUAUCGUGACAUGAACAUCGAGUUACCAAAAUCAGACUGCCUUAUUAUCUUUUAUCUUUUCUUUUUUUUUUUAAAGUGCUUUAUUUCUUAACCGAAUUGAUUCUAACAUACGAUGUAAAAGGUAUGGUAGCUAAAUUGACAUAAUUUCUAGUGUUGUGACCUUAAGCUAAAAAUUCAGUUUAUUGAUUACUGAAAUCAUUUUGUAAUAAAAGGAAAGCACUUAAGGGUCAUAUCAGAAUCGGCGUUAUUGGCCAAUCAUGUGUGCCCAUACAACACCAGUAACUUUUUCUCUCUUAUACAAAAAAGACAGAAUUUAAAUAAGCGUAAAAAAUAAGCGUAAUAAACCUUCACCAUCUGUACAACAUAAGAGCAGAUGUAAACAACGAACCGGGUGUUUGUAGAGUGAGUACGUACAAUUAAUUGUUGAGUUGUUGUUCAUGUGAAUGGUCUCACAUUCAGUUUGUCAGAACAAUAGCCCGGGGGUUUUAUUACACUGGAUUAUCCUGGAGCCACAUGGAGGGUCGAUGAUCUGUUGUGUGGUCGAGCAAGUUUUAUAGCAGUUUUUUAGUCUCUUUAAAAUCAAGAGGAGACGACAUUCCUGAAAUCUCAUUGUACUGGAUCGCGUACAGUGGUGGAAUCAAAUUCAGUUGUUGUUACGAUGUCUAGAGGGCACUGUAGAGGCUUUCAUGUUAUCCCCAGUAGCAGCUGUAGUGAACCUGUGUGAGUAACCAGUGUUCACCCUUUUCAUACCAAAGCCAUUUUUGUCGUACGUUCAUAAGCCCUUGAUUUAAGAGUGUUCCAGGUCCGAUGACUCAUUUCUACCAAUGGCAAACAGGCCUUUCCUGUGGUGUUGUUUACGUAUUAAAGGGAUAUAUCAGUGUUGCAGCAUUUACAGUAGUUACACAUAGAGUUGUAUUAGGAAAAUGAAUCUCAAGAAGGUCAAAUGUAUGAUUGUUGAGACACUACCAUUGCAGUUUGGUGUUGCAAAUCUUUUUUUUUUUCUUCCCCCUCUUGCGUAGUAGGUCCACUUUUACCUCCACCAUUGUUGUUGUAUAAGCACAUGUUGCGUGUUAUUCUACAUCCCAUUAUGUUGCCUUCAGUUAGUGCUUCCUGUAGAGUAUUGUAAGGAACUUAUAACUUCUGCUUGCACAAUAAAAUGCUUCUUGGCUUAAAACUUGAAGAUUUUAUGUUAUGAUAAAGAUAUGUACUUGUUUUUACCAA